Messenger RNA from Spinacia oleracea (spinach), 1843 nucleotides. Its product is annotated as transcription factor bHLH110. The coding region runs from base 224 to 1582 and encodes 452 amino acids. NCBI's taxonomy places the organism in Eukaryota, Viridiplantae, Streptophyta, Magnoliopsida, Caryophyllales, Amaranthaceae. Gene Ontology annotation, cellular component: nucleus. Gene Ontology annotation, molecular function: RNA polymerase II cis-regulatory region sequence-specific DNA binding; protein dimerization activity; DNA-binding transcription factor activity, RNA polymerase II-specific. Gene Ontology annotation, biological process: regulation of transcription by RNA polymerase II. The transcript has 7 exons. The record is from RefSeq and is a predicted model, not a curated record.
GAAAACACAAAAGAGGAUAUUAUAAAAAUGGGAAAAAGUUGGUUAAAAAAAAGAUGGGGUUUUGUGAGUGUCACCUGAAACUAAUUAUUCUUCUUGUUUGGAGGGAGCUCAGAGUUAUGGGAAAGGGAUUUAAUUAAUACACUCUUAAUCUUGGGAUUUUCAACUUUCAAUAGUUAUAUUAUGAGAAGAUAUACUUAAAAGUGUGAUAGAGUAUGAUAUAAGCAUGGACUCUUCUAAUCUUCAUCAUCAUCUUCAAGAUAAUCAGCAUGUUGUUGCAGAUGACAAUUCACCUUCUUUGUCUUCCCCAUGUUUCAAUGUUGCAGAUAAUCACCAUGCCUGGAGACCUCCCACUUUCUUCUUGAACAAUGGCAACAUCCAUGCAACGACUUGCGAUGAAUUAGCUACUCCUAAUUCCCUCAACAAUCCCUUAAUACAAGAAGUGGGUUUUCCAUGGCCUAAUGAUCAUAUUAGCAUUAAUCAAUCUACUUCCCACCAACCACCACCACCACCACCACCACAACAACAACAACAACAACAACAACAACAACAACAACAAGUUAUAGCCGAUAAAACUAAGGAAGAACCAUCAACUUCCUUAGAUCAUCAUGAUAAUCCGAGUUUCGCAAAAAUUAGUGACAUGUUAAGCCCUUCAACUUCAUCAUCAAGUGAAAUGUUACAUGUCAAGAACACAUUAUCUCCUACUUACAAAAACCACAUGCUUUCUAAUUAUAGUAAUAGGGAUCUUCAUCACCCUUCAUCAUCAUUAUUUCAAGCAAGUAUACAACAUUAUCAAAAUUCCAAGGGGAUAAGUACUAGUUUUAGCCAGAUUUAUCCAAGUGUAAAUAUAUCAAACAUGUCUUCACCAAUAUUAUCUUCAAGCUCCGGCACAAUUGAUCAUGAUCAGAUAGCUAACAAUAAUGUUCAAGGUGGUUUCGAUCUCUUCGCUACCGCCAGAUUUUUAAGUGGAGAUCAUUCUUGUCCAAAUAGCAAUAAUCUUCUAGAGCUGUUUGAAGGGAGUCCUCGGUUCAGCGUUGAUCAUGAUUUGCAGCCGUCUAAUAACGAUCUCAAACGUUGCAAUAUUCCUAACAAUCUUUCAUCCUUUAACAAUAAUGGAGUCAUCCCUGCUGAAUCAAAGAACCACAUCAUGAAGCAACAAUCAACUCAUCAUCCAAUGCCAUCCAAAAAGCAACGGUUCGAAUCUCGCGCUUCUUUCCCCCCUUUAAAGGUUAGAAAAGAGAAAUUAGGAGACAGAGUCGCGGCUCUUCAACAACUAGUGGCACCCUUUGGCAAGACUGAUACAGCUUCUGUGUUAAUGGAAGCAAUUGGAUACAUCAAGUUUCUUCAAAACCAAGUCGAGACACUAAGUGUUCCAUACAUGAAGUCAGCCGCAUCACGCAACAAAAGCUCCAAUAACAACACUCAAAGGGUAAUUAGAGACGAUGAAUAUUGUGAGAGUGAAGAAUCAAAACUAAGAAGCCGAGGAUUGUGUCUUGUGCCCUUAUCAUGCAUGUCCUAUAUUAAUUUAGCAACUCAUCCGGCCGCUACUAAUGCUGCUAUUUGGCCAUCUCCUAAUUUUAAUUAAUUAAUUAAAGUUAUUAUUUAAUUUUAGAUGCAUUCAUAUAUAGUUAAUUAAAGAGGUAGAAGAUUAGUACGUAAUUAUUUAAAUGGUCGAUCGUAAUUAUUAGAUCUAUUUGUAUGAUUAAUGGAGAAAUUUUAAUUUGAUCAUCUUGAAAGAAUUUAUAAGAUGACCAAAUUAAAUGUUAAUGUGUUACUAUAGUCAUUUUUCCGCUCAAUGGAAAGAUCAGGCAUAUACGUAGAAUUGUCUAAUUCAUGUGAGGCAUUA